Molecule: messenger RNA, 1566 nt
Organism: Macrosteles quadrilineatus (aster leafhopper)
Lineage: Eukaryota; Metazoa; Arthropoda; Insecta; Hemiptera; Cicadellidae
Product: delta-like protein D
Exons: 9
Coding region: 75-1121 (348 amino acids)
Biological process (GO): anatomical structure development; cell communication
Cellular component (GO): extracellular region; cell surface; membrane
Molecular function (GO): signaling receptor binding
Source: RefSeq, a predicted model, not a curated record
UGUUGCUUUUGUUUCCUAACCUAAACUCUAGUCUUGUCAUUUUCUCUAAUAAACUAUAACAUAAAUAUCUGUUUAUGGGGAACAGCAAAGUGAAGAAACAGUGUAUUGAAUGUUGUUUUGAAAUAACCGAAAUAAAAAGCCCGUCAAUAACAUCAGAGCCAUCCGAAACUUAUGUUAAAUACACGGCAUGUGAGGUGCCUGCUAGCCAGAACGAGCACAGUCACUACAUCUGUGAUGACAACGGAGAUGUAAAGUGUCUUCCUGGCUGGACAGGUGAUCUGUGUGAUGUCCCCAUCUGCCGUAAAGGCUGCGACCCACUGCAGGGUUACUGCAAACGUCCUGGGGAGUGUCGCUGCAAACUAGGGUUUUAUGGUGAACUCUGCAACAAGUGCAUUGCCUUGCCAGGUUGUCAACAUGGCUACUGCAAUAACAGCUUUGAAUGCAUCUGUGAGGAAGGCUGGGACGGGCUCUUCUGCUCGGAGCCAAUCUGCCGUCUGGACUGCCAUGCUACCAGGGGUUACUGCGAAUAUCCCAACGAAUGUCGGUGCCGCCUAGGUUGGUCCGGAGAGACAUGUAAGGACUGCCAGGUUUUGCCCGGAUGUCAACACGGAUAUUGUACUAAGCCUCUGGAGUGCCGCUGCAAACCCGGAUGGACGGGAAUACUUUGUCAGUCAGCGAUUUGCGCAGAAGGAUGCCACCGAGAACAUGGCUACUGCCGUAAACCUGGCGAAUGCAGAUGUAAAGUGGGAUGGUGGGGCAAGAACUGUGACCAGUGCUACGCCUACCCUGGAUGUCAGAACGGAGACUGCAAGAGACCCUGGGAAUGCAGCUGCAAGCCAGGCUGGGGUGGAAUGCUGUGUGACCAGGAGUUGACGUACUGUGACAACAACACUGAUGUGUGUGAGAACGGCGCUACUUGUGUCAGUCUGGCAGAGGAGGAUGGCAACUACCGGUGCCUGUGCGCCGAUGGAUACACAGGUCGCAACUGUGAGGUGCAGAAAAUGGUCCUUGGAGGAAUGGUAAAUUCCACAACUUCCACCUCAAAACCUACCGAAGCUUCCACUUCAGCCCCCGAAGCUUCCACCGAGGAGCCAGACGCAAUCAACGAAGCCGUCAAAUAAUGCAGCACUUGACACUAUUCUAUACUAAUGUGUGUUUAAAAUCAGUUGGUUCCACUAGUAAUAAACUUUAAUAUAUUUAAUAUAUUGCUCAACAUCUCAUUGAUAAAGUAUUUCACUUAUUGUUAACACAAAUAAAUAGGAGGAAUAAUUGAUAUAUUUACCAAGGUCACUAUGGAGGUUGAUACAUAAUUGUAGCCAAUAAAUAUUUUACUAACUUUUCAUGUAAACAUGAAUAAUUCGCCGGUGCCAAAGACAUUCUUUAUUUUUGUAUAAGUACAAAAGACUUAAGAGCUUAUAUUUAUAAUGUUUAGGUUAUUUAACGGCACAUGUUUUUUAAGCACUAUGUAGUAUUUAUUUUUAGAUCGCUUUUUAUUUAUUUCCUAUUAUUUAUAUACUGUUAGAGUAUUAAUAUUUAUUGCUUUUUGUGUAUUUAUAUAUGAAACUA